Molecule: messenger RNA, 240 nt
Organism: Metarhizium brunneum ARSEF 3297
Lineage: Eukaryota; Fungi; Ascomycota; Sordariomycetes; Hypocreales; Clavicipitaceae
Source: RefSeq, a predicted model, not a curated record
AUGAAGCUCACUGCUGUUCUCGUCAUCGCAUCCGCCAUCAGCGUCCACUGCCAAGCCAGCAACUCUACAAGCCGCACCUCAACUAUCACUGCGCCACCUACUGCGCGUCCAACAACCAGUGUCGGGACGACCUCGCGAACAACAUCACGUACAAGCACUACGGUGGUCGCUGCCGGGCCGAACCCCGUUGCCCCUGGACUCGGCCUGGCUGCUCUCAUGGCUCUUGGUGCCUUGGUGUAA